CAGAAACUACUUUGUAUAGGCUUUUGCCUUUCUUUUUCUUCUAAUACUUCUUUCUUUUGUUUCUUUCACCUUUUUGUUUCAUAUGACAUUCUACUAAUAUAAUGGCUACUACAACGGCUAUUGCUACUGGUGCUCCUUUACCGCCUAUCUCUACGACAUCCUCCACGUCUACAUCAUCAAGUUCUUCAUCUUCCAUUGAUCAAACAUUAUUAACCUCAGUAUUGGUAGACUGGACAAAUGCACUCAUUGAAAACAAUAUGAAUCAAGUACGUCGAUUGCUAGACAAGGAACCUGAAUUAUUAUGGACUCCUAUACCCCACACUUUGGACGAUAUUGAUCCGCUCAAAGAAAAACUUGUUCAAUUCAAAAAACUUGGCCAUUCAUUUCAACCUGUCUGCGCUAUCCAAUUUCUUGUGCUAUAUCAUCAACAACAGGAAGACAGACGAGACUUGAUCUCUUCUCUAAUUGAGGAGUCUUCAGUUUAUGAUCUUGAUACUCGUUUAUGGGGUGAAUGUAAUAAUUCUUUAUUACACCUGACUUGUUUUUUAGAUGACUAUUACUUAACACAACUACUCUUGAAGAAAGGGACUUCAACUCAUAUAAGAAAUGAUCGUGGUUAUACGCCUGCAGACGUUACUCAAUCAGAUAAUGUUUUGUCGUUAUUACUGUCAACAACUAGACAAGACGAUGGCAACGAUAUGAGCAUUUCUGCAUCAGAAAUCAGCUUGGAAGCAGCAGAGACAGCAGUAAAGGAUCAUCAUUCUGAACAUCGAAUAGAUGAAGACAAUCAGCAGCAGCCACCACAUCCUAACGCAUCUAGAUCCUCUAAUAGUAACAUGACUGCUGGCAACAUUAAAGUAGUCAGACCUAAUUAUAGCACUCCAAACCGGUUUCAAUUGCUCAAAAACUUGGCCGAAGUAGCCGCUGCACAAGAUGAGAAGGCAACUUUAUUAGACAUCACUCUAGACCGUCAAAAGGCAGAUGGGAAGUAUUUCAAGAAGGGAAAAGUGAAAGAGACGCAACAAAAGGUACUGACAGAAGAAGAAGAAGCUUUACUAUUGGAUAAGCAGAAGAGGCAAAUUGAAGUAGCUCAGUUGGUCAAAAAAUCGGCUGUCAAAAACAAUCCCUUAUUUAUGAAAUUGGAAAAGAAGGCUUUUACUUUGCCUGCUACUUCAACAGCAUCCAUUUCGAAUACUAAAAAACCAUCCACUACUUCUUCUAGUAAAAGUAUGGCUAAUGAUAAAAUACCGGAAGCAACAUGUAAAAUGGAGAAGAGCACGAAUGGUAUUGCCAUUGCGGAUGAAAAUUCUGGAUUUUCGCAACACAAUGACAACAAAUCAAGUGUUUGUCAUACUUUACCGGAUAAUUCCAAUGAAGUACAGGAUAAUAAAAUUGCAGAUGCUGCUACAAACGAAAGCUUGAAAAGCAAAGCUUCAGAUCUUGCCACUAGUGCGCCCACUUCAGCGACUACAGACCAAAAGCAUACAAGUAACAAACUAAAAUUCACAAUGGACGACCUCAUGGGCACCACAACUUCAGAUGAUAAUGACGAUGAUAUGAAUGACGAAGAUAGCGAUGAUGAUGAUGACGAUAAAAUCUUUGAGCAAGUAGCUACUAUUCAUAUUGCCCAUCGACUCACUUCAUCUACCAUUUAUAAACCCAUCAAAAUCCCAAUUGAUGAUAAGUUAGUCCUGCAGCAACAACAGAAUCGCAACUAUAAACAUGGCCCUGAACGUCUCAGCCAUUAUUACUUUAACGAUCAAAUUGAAUACUCUGAAGACUCUCAUGUUGCUGGUUUACGAGACGAUAAAGUCAGCAAGACACCCUCCUUAGUCACAACAGAAGAAAACGAUGAUGAACUAGAUGAAGAACAACUGCCUCCCAGUACAAGUAGUACCACCAGCAGUACUGCAGUAGUAACAGCAGAUGAUGCCAUCUCUCAUUCUAAUCAAAAUAAUACGGUAGAGCCAUUGUUCGUGGAACUGAACGCCACUACUGGUUUGGACAGCAUUACGGUCGCCGACCUCUCGACUCCUGCACGACGCCCACAGCGUUCUGAUCGUCGUUCACUUAGUCGUAAACAUGCUUCCAUUGCCACCAUUUCAACAACUAUCAGUGGUGAUUUUGACUCAAGAAGUGAAAAGAGUAGCAAGCAUAACAGUACAGUUGACUUGCCACUUCAUAUGAAACGUAGAAGUGGAAGUCAAAAAGCGUCGUGGACUAUGAGUAUGAGCUCCUGGGCAGCUAUACUGGAUCGUGAAUUCAAUUUGAGUGAAUUAGAUCAAGAGAAAAGAUUGCUGAAAGAAAAACAACAGCAGCAGCAAAUACGAGGUCUACAAAAAAAAGAAGAUAAGGUUCUGGAAGAGAAGAGUUCUGUCAGCAGUGACAACAGAACUGGAGCCCUUCGAAAGAGUCUGCCUCUCGGAAGCAGUAAAUUAGAACUCAACGAGAGCGAUAAUGUGGAUUACUUGCUACAUCAAAAUUUGAUCAAUGCUGUGAACUGCACAAAUUUGAUAACUGCUAACACUACUUCGGCUGACAGUGUUCUAUCGUUGUCAUCUACAUUAAAAUUGCCUGAUUCAGAUAAAGAUUACAGAGCUCUUCCUUCGUUUUCAUUACCAUCGGACAGCAACAAAUUACGCUCAGCCAACUUACUGCAUUUACCUUCCAACAUUAAGAACAAGACUUCUUCAUCUGCAGCUCCUCAAAUCAAAGAACUACCAAACCUCAAUUUGUCUAGUCGUUCCGUACGUCGCAAGCCUAUCACAUCUUCAUUUUCAAAACCGAACAUUAAUGGCCAGCAAAAGAAAACGACAAAGCCAUCCCCAUCUAUCUCAUCGUCCUCCACUUCAGCAGCGGCAACCACUACUCCAUCCUCUACACAACAACAAUCACCGUCGCAACAACAAUAUCAGAAACCGAAUGAGAUAAUGACAACCAUUCCGACUGCCCUUCCUCCUACGCCUACACCCUCCCUCAGUUUCCAGCCCAGUAUUCCAAUGGGCUACGGUAAAUUAUAUCUCCAUGUCAACGGUAUUCAAAACCUUCUCCUCCCUAUGCCCAAAGACCGCGCCUACAUCCGCUGUGUAGUCAGCGAUGGCAGAUUUGAAUACAUGUCACGAUACGAAAUACUCUCACCUACCAUUCCUUUUGAUUAUGAAUGUGUCAUUGAUACUCAUCCUGGAAUGCUUAUCACUAUUUCGAUCCAUGUUCGUCCUGACUUCAUCAUGAAAUCAAGAAAACCACUCCUGCGGCUCUUUUCAUCGAAGAAGAAGAGGAAAGACUGCCUAUCCAGCUACGUCAAUAAAGAAGAUGGCGCAAUCGGCCAAACAAGAUUCGCGUUGACGCACAUGUUGCCAGCGUGUCAUGAAAUGCCUUAUUUGACUGAUUUUCAUUGCUUUAACGCCUGGUGGUCGUCAAAAUCAUCCUUUAGUAAGCAAAAGAAAAAGCAGAAUGAUCUGAAAGAGCAAGAGAAGGACGAGAUUCUAAAGGUGAUUGGUAGCUUUGAUGUCGAGAUGCUAUACUUACCCUCUUCUUCAACCCACAAUCAACAGCAGGUAAAAUUAUCAAUAAUGAUUCAAAUACAUGGUAUAUUGACAUUAACAUGUUUGUUGUACAUGAUUAGCACUUUCCUCAAAGUAUAAGAGAUUAUAAAACACAUCAAGCCGUUCAGUAGUAGUACACGAGAAUGUCUUUCACUACUAACAUAGUAGGCAGUUUCUUCCUUACGCUUCUCUUUAGUAUAAUACUCUUUCGUUACCCUUCAGUAAAUUCCUAAUACAUACUCGCAUUCAUGUUUCACUUGUCCAAAAAAAAAAAAAA
Molecule: messenger RNA, 3822 nt
Organism: Mycotypha africana
Lineage: Eukaryota; Fungi; Mucoromycota; Mucoromycetes; Mucorales; Mycotyphaceae
Exons: 2
Coding region: 102-3644 (1180 amino acids)
Source: RefSeq, a predicted model, not a curated record